AUGGCCUUUCAUAAACUCCUGGAUCAAGUUGGAGGGCUGGGCAGAUUCCAGAUCCUUCAGCUCAUUUUCUUAUGUAUCUCCAGCCUCAUAGUGUACAGUCAUAUUCUGUUGGAGAACUUCACUGCAGCCGUUCCUGAUCACCGCUGCUGGGUCCACAUCCUCGACAAUGACACCGUCUCUGCUAAUGGCACCGGGCUGCUCAGGCAGGAUGCCCUGCUGCGAAUCUCCAUCCCACUGGACUCGAACCUGGAGCCGGAGAAGUGUCGCCGCUUCCUCCACCCUCAGUGGCAGCUCCUUCACUUGAAUGGCACCUUCUCCAACACCAGCGAGCUGGACACGGAGCCCUGCGUGGACGGCUGGGUGUACGACCGAAGCUCCUUCUCGUCCACCAUCGUGACGGAGUGGGACCUGGUGUGUCAAUCUCAGUCACUGAAGUCAAUGGCCAAAUUCUCAUUCAUGGCUGGAAUGCUGAUGGGAAGCAUCAUAUCUGGUCAUUUAUCAGACAGGUUUGGGAGGAGGCUAAUUCUAAGAUGGUGUUUCCUCCAGCUCGCCAUUGCUGAAACCUGUCUGAUCUUUGCUCCCAAUCUCCUCAUUUACUGCUUACUACGCUUCUUGGCUGGCUUUUCUACCCCGAGCAUCCUGUCCAAUAAUUCUUUGCUUAUUAUAGAAUGGACAAUACCCCAAUUCCAAGCCAUGGGUAUGACAAUGACAAUAUGUGCUGCUUCUGUGGGACCGAUAAUUCUGGGAGGACUGGCUUUUGUCAUUCAAGACUGGCACAUCCUUCAGCUGGUGUUUUCUACACCAUUAUUUGUCCUUUUUUUUGCCUCAAGAUGGCUGGCAGAGUCUGCUCGGUGGCUGAUUAUCACCAACAAACCUGAAGAGGGCUUAAAGGAACUGAGAAGAGCUGCACGCAGGAAUGGAGUCAAGAAUGCUGGAGACACCCUAACCAUGGAGGUUUUGAGGUCCGUCAUGCAGGAGGAGCUGGAGGCAGCAAAGAGCAAACCUCCCGCAUGUGACAUGUUCCGCAUACCCAACUUGCGGAAAAGGAUCUGUCUCCUGUCCUUUGUGAGAUUUGCAAACUGUAUGUCCUUUUAUGGCCUGACUCUCCACCUCCAGCACCUGGGGACCAAUGUCUUCCUGUUCCAGAUUCUCUUUGGCAUCGUCACCCUCCCGGCCAAUUAUAUUGCACUCUUGGCACUGAAUCACCUGGGCCGUCGCAUAAGCCAGAUCCUCUUCAUGCUCCUGGUGGGAAUCUUCUUUCUGACCAUCCCAUCUGUGCCUCAAGACAUGCAGACCCUGCGUUUGGUUCUGUCAACGCUGGGAGUAGGAUUUUCUUCUGCCGCUCUCUUGUGUUCUUUCACCCACGGAAAUGAACUGAUGCCCACCGUGAUCAGGGCAACGGCCUCGGGGAUCAUCGGGAUUAUUGGUAAUACUGGAGCAGCCCUGACCCCGCUCUUGAUGAUCCUAACGGUAUAUUCUCCUCACCUGCCCUGGAUCGUCUUCGCCGUCUUCUCCAUCCUGGCCAGCCUUGUUAUCAUCCUCCUUCCUGAAACCAGGAACCGGCCUCUGCCUGACUCCCUCCAGGAUGUGGAAAAUAAGAAAAAAGGCUCAAGAAAAGCAGAGCAGGAAGAUAUUUCCAUAAAAGUGACACAGUUUUAA
Pteropus alecto (black flying fox) is the source of this 1659-nucleotide messenger RNA. RefSeq names its product solute carrier family 22 member 9. Lineage: Eukaryota; Metazoa; Chordata; Mammalia; Chiroptera; Pteropodidae. The record is from RefSeq and is a predicted model, not a curated record. Gene Ontology annotation, biological process: transmembrane transport. Gene Ontology annotation, molecular function: transmembrane transporter activity. The coding region runs from base 1 to 1659 and encodes 552 amino acids. The transcript has 10 exons.